AUGUCACGACAAAUAUCACAAAAACGAUCUGAUCAAUAUUUAAAACGACAGCAUUCAAUGAAAACGGAUGAAAGUCAUACAGAAGAAAGUAAAUAUCUCGAACCUUAUGACACUCGUUCUAAUUCAGUACAAAGAUUACGUGGAAAUCCAAGUGUACCGUAUGAACUUCACUCCAACGUUGAUUAUAUAGCAAGACGAUAUCCUGGACCUGCAAAUAUAAAUUCAACAUCAAAAUCAGUUAGUCCACGUCUUCUGAAUGUUUUAAAUCCAAGUCCCAGUGCACAUUCAUCUUUAGUAGCCGUGAGUCGUGUAUCACAACAACCGUCUUUUGAAUCAUAUGAUUCUUCAAUGAGUGCUGCAAGCUGGACUAGUUCAAAUGAUCCAGAUUUAUCUGCCAGUGGUUCACGUUAUAUUCAUGAUCCACGAUCAGUUUCACCAAAUCAACUGAAUAUAUCAUCAGCUUUAUCUGUAUCCCCACAAUCAAAGGAAAGAAAUAUGCAACUGGAGUAUAAUACUACUAACCUCAACAAUGUGAGCAACAAUCGUAAUAAUGCUAAAAUUGAUAACCGUGAAACAGAGUUGAAGUCAAACGAUGAAACUAAAUCUAGUUUAAAAUAUACAAAAGCAAAAGAAAUGUUUCAGUCUAGAAAGAAAAACCCGUUAUUUCGCAGUAUAACAUUUGACAAUGAUUCAAGUCUUUCAAAUGAAAUGCCAAGCAUAUCUUCUUCUUCAUCUAUUUCUCAACUUAAAACAACUCAAAAACGAAGUAGUUCAGCCAAGAAAUUAAACAAUUCAGAUGAAAAAGCCAAUCGUGAUUUGUUAAAAGAGAUGGCUGAUCUAAAAAUAAUUGGCAUGAAGAAAGAAAGUUCUGGUGAUCUGAAAUCUACUGCAUCCUCGGGGCCACAAAAUAUAAAAGGAUUAUGGAAACGAGCAUUUCAGUCAUUAAGAAAGGAUAAAAAUGAAAAAGACCAGUUUAAACGGAAAGAAAAUGGCAGCCAAGGAGGAGAUGCACAGACUCCUGAAGGUGAAAUUGAUCCUGUAUACCAUUUACUACGUUGUGCAGCUAGUAAAAGUCAAUCCACAGCUUUGGCGACAACUGGUCUGACAAAUGCAAAAACAAAUCUUAAACCAAAAUCAACUAAUCCUGACACAUCUCAGACAAAUUCUGGUGACAGUGGACAGUCAUCUAGGCUGGAUAAUUAUGAAGUAAAUCCAUAUACUGGUUCUAUGAUUUUACGGAAGACUUCCCCAAGUGUAACAUUUAAACAAAAUGAAUCAGAACGUUGUCGACUAGAUGAAUAUUUACUUGAUAAUAAUAGUAAUAACAACAACAAUGUUACUUUAAUUACAGACAAUAACAAUAAUAAUAAUCAAAUUAACAAUUACAAUCAAAACACAGAAAGUGAAAAUAAUUCAUCACGCUUUAAUGAAAAUAAAUCAACAAAGAAUAAUGUGUUAAUACCUACAAAUGUUAAAUUAAUCCCUCCAAAUUCUAUAUCAGAGCAACAACAAAUUAUUAAUUUAAAUGAAGCAGAAUUAGCUUACGAACAACAUAAACGAAUGAAUCCUAGACAGAAAGCAUCACGUUCUGGUCAAAAAAGUCCAUCAUUUUUAGUUGAAGAAGAUCAACAGUCAUAUGUGAUAGAUUAUGAUCAAGAAGUUGAACCAAAAUCAUCCAGAUCAACAUACGAAAUAAAAUCUUAUAAACCAUUCACUGGAAAUAACCCAAAAUCGUUUCCUUCAGCACAACGCCCUUCAAAUGAAAGAAUGUAUACACUUAAUCGAAUGAAAAUGAUGUCAAUGGAAGAGAAUGAAGACGACGAGCCAAGCAUUGUAGAUGACGUUCAAAAAUUUCAGAAAAUCAAUCACAAUGUAAAUUAUUUUCGGACAGAACAUACAGCCUCAUCUUCUUCACACAAAUAUGCACAAAAUUUUAGUUCACAAUCUAAUAAACAAAAUAAUUAUGAUGAUGUGGUACAGUCAAGUCAACAAGUAACAAACGUUGAAGAUAGGACAAGAAAAAAUCCUCUUUUAUCAACGAAAAGUUUUUCACUGGAUGUACCACGAUUUGAUCAGCCAAAUGAGUCUAUCAUAGGUGGUUCAGGUGGUUCCAGUCCAGGACGUUAUUCUGAAGGACCUCGAAAGUCAUCUGUUGCAAAAUACCCUCAGUGUUUAUCUUCUAGAAUGUCACCAUCACUAUUUUCAGCAAGAAUGAAUGAACCAUCAUUUUAUACUCACGUAGAACAUUUCCCCUAUGAAGAAACCAGUACAAUCAAUAAUCCACAUUCUGUACAAGUUCACGUAAAUGAUCCAGAUUCAACCUAUCAUCUUUCGAUGAAUGAAAGAGCAGGUAGACGUAGAAUUUCACCAGUUGGAAAUGUUUCAUCCAGAUCACGCCUCACAAGUACAAAUAGAAUGCUGCCUACACCGAUUGAAGGAACACUCGACAAUAAUGUGUAUCCUAUAAAAAGAAACCUCCCGUCGAAUCAAAGAAAUGAGCCUAAUAUGAGAUUUUACCCAGAAUAAAAGCACAGCAAAUUCAGAAAUCGCCAACAUGUGGUUAUCAAAGAAUAAAUUGUAACUAUAUCAUGCAAUGAUGAAAAUUCUCACAAAAUCUUUCAUAUCCCUGUUUCUCAAAUAACAGGAUAUAAAGUAAACAUGAUUCACAACUUUCACAGUCUUUUUAAUUUCAACUAAUUUCACUAUUUUUUUGUUUUUCACAGCAUUCUUAUAAAUAAUAGCAUAAAUUCUAAAUGAUCACUUUUGAUUUUAUCCUUUUUUGUUUUCUUUUCAAGAACUUGUUAUAUAUUUUGUUGUUUUGUAUCAUAUCUUCUUCUUGUUAUUAGAGUAUCACAAUGAAGAGCUAACCAAAGAUAAUAAGUUGACAUUCAUAUCUGUUUGUUUUUUCUCGCAAAUCUAUUUUAGUUUGAAUAUAAUCUAAUAUUUUGAAAGGCUAUCUCCUCACUAUCAUGUAUUUA
This is a messenger RNA of Trichobilharzia szidati, 2978 nucleotides long. Lineage: Eukaryota; Metazoa; Platyhelminthes; Trematoda; Strigeidida; Schistosomatidae. The record is from the annotation of a GenBank genome assembly.